This is a messenger RNA of Lagopus muta (rock ptarmigan), 934 nucleotides long. Its product is annotated as microfibril-associated glycoprotein 4-like. Lineage: Eukaryota; Metazoa; Chordata; Aves; Galliformes; Phasianidae. The transcript has 6 exons. Gene Ontology annotation, biological process: elastic fiber assembly. Bases 64 to 825 code for a protein of 253 amino acids. The record is from RefSeq and is a predicted model, not a curated record.
CCACACCCCACACCCACGGGGGAGGCUGGGGGCCGCGUGUGGGGCGGAGGGGAGCGAGCGGCCAUGGAGGUUCUGGUGGCGGUGGCGGUGCUUUGGGGUCUGCCCAGGGUGGGGGCGCAGCCCAUCGCCUCUGCGGCCGUUCCAGCCCUGCCGUGUGAGGCCGUGACGCCGCGCGAUUGCCAGGACGUUUACGCGGGGGGGGCGCAGACGGACGGCGUCUACCUGGUUUACCCCACGGGGCCGGGGCUGCCUGUGCCCGUCUACUGCGACAUGAGCACCGACGGGCACGUGUGGACGGUGUUCCAGAAGCGCUUCAAUGGCUCCGUCAGUUUCUUCCGGGGUUGGAACGAUUAUCGCUACGGCUUUGGGCGCGCCGACGGCGAGUAUUGGCUGGGGCUGCAGACCAUCCACGUGCUGACCCUGCAGGGCCGCUACGAGCUGCGCGUGGAGCUGGAGGACUUUGAGAACAACACGGCCUCGGCCACCUACGGCUCCUUCGCGCUGUCCCCCAACGCCAUCAGCGCCGAGGAGGACGGAUACAGCCUGCACGUCGGGGGCUUCGUGGACGGCGGCGCCGGCGACUCGCUCAGCUACCACCACGGCCAGAAGUUCUCCACCUUCGACCGCGACCAGGACCUCUACGUGCAGAACUGCGCCGCGCUGUCGUCGGGCGCCUGGUGGUUCAAGAGCUGCCACUUCUCCAACCUCAACGGCUUCUACCUGGGCGGCGCCCACCUCUCCUACGCCAACGGCCUCAACUGGGCGCAGUGGAAGGGCUUCAACUACUCCCUGCGCCGCAGCGAGAUGAAGAUCCGACGCCUCUGAGGCGCCGUGGGGCGCAAAGGGGGCAGGGGGGGGAGGCGGCCUGCCAAUAAAGCACCGCAAAGCGCCCCGCUGCGUCACUGCGCCCCAUGGAGACCUUGGGGACACAGAG